GUUUUUUUCACAUUUAUUGUAAAUAAAAUACAAGAAAAAUAAAUAAACUGUUCAUCCUCAGCUCGAGUCACAAUAAUAAUAAAGACUCUAAUCUUCAACAAACAACGUUAAAUUUUGGUACAUAAAGCAUGAAAGUUAGUUCGUCACCGUCAUUUCUGUUGAAUUAUGGACGUUAUGGUGCUCUGUAGUUAGUUUUUCGUGGCUGCUGUUGUGGUGUGGUGUGUAUGGGACACAAGUGUGUGGAGCAGAUUUUACUUUGUUCAACCGUUUAUUUCAUCUACUUAUUAAGCACAACUAACUGGAUAACUCAUCUCCAUUUACGAACUACAAUUAUAUCGCUGAAUAAAGAGAAUAAUAUGUAAUAAAUGGUAGCUAAGACCAUUGACACAAAUCUUCUGGGCGAGACGAUAUACAUCUCAUCGCAUGCCUGUUACACAUGUAGUAUAGCACCGAUAUAUAUAUACGUACGAACUUGCCGAGGUUAUCAAAUGGCUCAAUCUUGUUGGAGGUCUUGUGUAUAAAGUUUGUUAUUUAACGAAACUUAAGGUUUUUGUGCUGAGCCAUUAGCGGAGAGAUGGACGACAUGACAUAAGAAGAAGUCUGUUAUACGUAACUCAUCAUUUCAAUCUCAUGUCACGAUACUAAUCGUUGUCUGCGUGUCCUGCUGGCUCAUGUCUUAAAUUAUUGGAAUUUGUGCCUGGCAUUCAGCUAACUCCAGCAGACUCACAAGAUUUAUUAAGAAGACGGCUUUCGCUAGUGUAUAACUUGCUCAAAUCUGGCUGCCUACUUGUUCACAAUUUUCCAUGACCAAUAACUGGUUGUAAAGUAUAUAUGUGUGUAGUAUUUAGGUUCUAAAAACUUUUUACACUAUAUGACACACCAUAAUUCCAUACAUAACUAACCGUAUACAUUAAUUUUGCAAUCAACUUCAUUCAAUUCGGCAUCAGUAAAUUGUAAGUGGGCCGGCUAAUCCUAAGUGUAAGCGAUUUGGCGUUGGCUUCGCGUCUUGACUCCUCCAUUAAUUUUUUGAGGCCAUCUCCGAACCUUUGUUCAUUGAUUUUGCAAAAGUGCCUUUAUCUCUAAAAUCUUUUGGUGAAAAUGGGAAAAGAAGAAAGCAACGGGGGUAAGAACUACACGGGUUACGACGACCGCUUCAGCACCUACGUUUGGAACUCGGAGACUCGUCAAUUUUUUGGAAGAACAGGUUUAGCAUGGGCCAAGUUAACCAUAUUUUACACCAUCUUUUACAUCGGAUUGGCAGCGUUUGCUGGAUUGUGCUAUUUCCUUUUUUCAAAGACACUUACGGAAGAACACCCCAGAUGGAUGUUAGGUGACAGCUUGAUUGGAACAAAUCCUGGAAUGGGUUAUCGCCCGAUGCCGGACCCCGAUACAAAUGCUGGCUCUACUCUUAUCUGGUACACUUUGGGGAAGAGAUCCGACGCCAAGUUUUGGUACCGCCAACUGGACGAGUAUGUUACAGGGGUCGAACAAAGUGUGUACAACAGUGACGUCCUCUCCUGCGAAAGAGAUAUGAAAGCGACGAAUGAAAAAUCUUGUCGCGUCGAAGUCAGUCAAUUCGGGAACGUUUGCACUAAAGCCAACAAAUUCGGCUAUGAGAGUGGAGAUCCAUGCAUUCUACUAAAAUUGAACAGGAUUUUUGGGUGGGAGCCGGAGUGUUAUGGCAUCAACGAGAAUGGUCAGUAUGACAAAAAGUUGCUAGACGAUGACCUUAACGAAGCCGAGGGAAUGCCCAGCAGCCUUAAAACAUACAUAUUCUCGAAUGUGAAUAGCAUAUCAGAUGACGCCAAGCGAGCAAACUUUCUGUCUACAAUUUGGAUUACAUGUAACGGUGAGGCAAAGCCGGAUCAAGAGAACUUGGGCACUUUUGCAUACUUCCCGUCAAACCGACAAGGCAUAUCCGGAAAAUAUUUCCCAUAUCACAAGCAACCCGGCUAUCAAUCCCCAUUCAUCUUUGUACAAUUGAAGAACCCAAUGCGUGACGUACUUAUCAAUGUGGAGUGCAAAGCGUGGGCAAAAAACAUCAUUCAUGACCGUAUAAACCGUUUGGGAUCUGUUCGUUUUGAAAUACUGAUUGAUUCUUAGAAAGUCUUUCGUCUCAGCAAAUGCAUCAUAUUACGAUCGGCGAUGUGUAGAAUUUUUAAAUACUCAAUGAAGCCCAAUAUUUGACUCUCUUAAUUUGAUUUGAUUUGAUUUAAUUUUCAAAUAUGUAUAUGCAUAUAAUAAAUAUAAAAUGUGUACAUUGAAA
Messenger RNA from Folsomia candida, 2266 nucleotides. Its product is annotated as sodium/potassium-transporting ATPase subunit beta. NCBI's taxonomy places the organism in Eukaryota, Metazoa, Arthropoda, Collembola, Entomobryomorpha, Isotomidae. Gene Ontology annotation, biological process: potassium ion import across plasma membrane; intracellular potassium ion homeostasis; sodium ion export across plasma membrane. The record is from RefSeq and is a predicted model, not a curated record. The transcript is spliced from 12 exons. Gene Ontology annotation, molecular function: ATPase activator activity. Gene Ontology annotation, cellular component: sodium:potassium-exchanging ATPase complex. Bases 1099 to 2103 code for a protein of 334 amino acids.